CUGUUUGAUGUAAUGUAAAUCACUGACAGUGAGCAAGAGUCGAAGCUUCCUUUGCGCCAACGUUGAUCCUAACUCAUAAAAAGAUAUAAUGGAAUUUUCGCAGCCUCAAAUCCCUGCUAUUGGUGCCGUCAUAUCAGGAAAAGCAGCAGCAACAUGCAUGUCGUAUCACCGUGAAGGGAAACGUCUAUUCGUCAUAUCUGAAGCCGAUGCCCGUAUGCAAGUAAUCGACUGUGUGGCGGGUAAGCCCGCUCAAGUGCCACUCCGAGUCGAUCGCGAGCAGCUGCGUCUUGUAGAAGCAACGCAUCACGACCACUGUGUGUUAUUUUCCGGGAAAGGGUUGUCCAAUCAACCUCCAGGACAGAGGAAUGCCAUCAACUAUUACUCGGUUCACGACAAUAAAAUUCUGCGUAAAUUCAAAGGCCACCAGGAUAAAAUUUCUUGCUUAAGCAUGUGUCCGGCAGACGAUACGUUCUUAUCCAGUGGCGACGACCGAUCCGUGCGGCUUUGGAAUGUGCAACAGGCUGGGUGCUUGGCGGAAUGCAAACUUCCCGUAGAAGCGGCGGGCGGGACUUUGGCUGUUUUUGACUCGACGGGAUUGGUGUUCUGUGUAGCUGCCCGCAUGAAUACUGGUACGGGAUACUACCUGCACCUUUAUGACGCCCGGAAUUUUAGUGCAGGGGCGUUUGCGGAACUCAAA
Molecule: messenger RNA, 697 nt
Organism: Phaeodactylum tricornutum CCAP 1055/1
Lineage: Eukaryota; Bacillariophyta; Bacillariophyceae; Surirellales; Neidiaceae
Exons: 2
Cellular component (GO): Set1C/COMPASS complex
Molecular function (GO): protein binding; chromatin binding
Source: RefSeq, a predicted model, not a curated record